UGUUAUGGAAAGGUGGUAACCAGCUAUUCAAGGAUUAACACUCACAGAACUCCACAUAACUCAGACUCUUUUGAUAAAAAGCCCGACAUAAGACACAUGAUGGACUGCACUCAAAUUUUGGAUGAUCUCGCAUUUGAAGAGCUGAAAGAGACCAAAGAUGACAAAAAAAUACAGUUUGGAAGUUUGGAAAUUGGUGGCAAGAGUUACCCAAUAUACAAAGGAGAGAAUCGUAUUGGCAGAGAUUCUGAAGCAUGUUCAGUUGUUAUUGACAGCAAGGCAUUAUCAAAGGAACAUGCAGUGAUUGAUGUUGCUGAUGUUGACAAUCAUCAUCUGUAUGAUCUGAGCAGUACAAAUAAAACACGUAUGGGGAAGCUCGUGCUUCAGCCAUUCAUUCGCUACAACAUCCAGGACCAAGCUACAAUAAUGUUUGCUGAUAUCAAUGCCACAUAUCACAAAUGCAGUGAAAUUGGUGAUAUUACUGCUGUGGAUGACAGUAGAAGCACACCUACUGAAGACCUGGAAGACACUGUAAAUGAUUUGGAUACCCAGAUGGAGUGCCAUUAUGAAGAUGGAAAACUAAAACCCACUGUAACAAACAAUAUUUUUGCAGAUAAUAUUUAUGAUGCACCGACACAGUGUGAAGAUUUUGAACGUGAUACCUUAAAUGAGUCGGGAAAAAUUGUGACUUCUCUCACUACUUCUGUUCUGAAAACAAGUGUUUCUCCCUUGCUUUCAAAUGACACAAAUAGAUCAACUACUAAUGAAAGUGAGAGCAGUACUGUUCUCAACGAUCAGUCUUAUGAUCGUUCAUUACUGGAGGGUGAUGAGGAUAUGUUCCAGAUGUCUGUUUCUGGAUCAGGUGAAAUUAAAGAUGCAGGGAAAGGAGAGGCUGAGGGCAGUGAGCUCACCUGCAACCAGCAAGAGCAGAAAAAAAAAUCUGAUUGCCACCAAUCAGGAUCUACUCUGGUACAUACAGCUGUACAAGAUGAUGCACCAUGUGCUGAAAAGUCAUUCGCACUUGAUUUAUCUUCAGGAGAUGAAACUGACCCAGAAGAUAUUUUUUGUGCACAGACGCAACAAUUUCCAGCGUCAAAAAAUAAUUUGGGAACAAAAAAAAUGGGUGACACAGUAAUUAGUAGACAGACAGUUUCACAUGGCACAGACAAAUUGAAAGGUUUAGAUAAAUCAGUUGUAGAAGAUAAGAAAGCAGAAAAUACUAGUGUUCGUUUAAUGCAAGACACCUCAACUAAUGAACAGAGAGUGGAAGAAAAUUUUGUCCAAAGUAACUUUUCAAAAAGUUUCACAGAGAAUGCUGUGUCAACUGUAGCGCUACAAGAAAAUAAAAAGAAGCAAGAGUCAGACUUUUCAAAUAAGGAAGUUGCAUCUGGUGAUGAAACUGAUCCUGAAGACCUUUUCUGUGCACCAACUCAGAAAUAUUGUGCUAAUAAAGGGAAGCUAUCUUCAGAUAAGACAGAUGAAAAUGAUCUGGAAGAACUAUGUGGUGCUCCAACUCAAAAAUUUGUGAGUAUUGACGACAAAAAGGACCAUGACAGUCUUCUAAAUAUCCCCCAAAGUGAAACAGUGUGUCAGUCUCCAAAAUUGUUCACUUUGCGUAAACAAGUGGAACUAACUGUAUGCAAACAAAGUGAACAGAUAAAUGAAAUGGAAACGGAGCUCUCUGACACUACUCUAGAAGAUGUAAUUUGUCCAGGAACACAGGAAAGCAGGAGAAUGGCUACUGAAAUCGAAAUUGCUGAGACACCUGAAAGAGAUAUGCUUGUCAGAGGUCACGGUGGAAGAAAGUCAGUUGUUGAGGAAGGCACAAGUGCAGAAGAUAUGUCAGAGAACCAGAAAAAUGAAAAGAACAGAAUACAGUCAGAUGUGAAUGAUGAUGAAUUAUUUAAUGCUCCAACUCAGAAAAUAGAGAAUUUCUAUGAUUUGAGCGAAGCUAAUAAGACAGACAAAACUAAAGCUCACAGUGAGAAAGGAGAAUGUGAGGAACAUCCAAAAUUAGUUGCUGAAGAUAAAAGCAAAGGACCACCAGAAUCAAUGAAGGAAUCGUUGCAGAGCAUUGUAGUGAAAGUAGCUACUGGACUAGAUGUCUGUAGUGACAUUUACUCACAACCCACCCAGAGAUUAGGGGAAUGGAAUGAAGAACAAUGUUUCCAGGGCAAUAGAAGUGCAGUGUGUAACAGGUCCAAAAUAAGUUUGCAGAAGGGGACAGACCUACAAGAACUGUUUUCUCAACCAACACAGAAGUUUUGUGGAUCAAGUACAAAAGAUAAAACGACAGAUAAACAAAAAUGUCCUGUACAGGAAACUGAUGUAAGAAGAUUGCCAAAGGGAGCAAGUAAGAAAACUUGUGAAAACAAACCUGGAAAUGCUAGUCCAAGUGUACUAGUUUUUGAAAAUGUAAUAGAGGGUUCUUCAGAUGUGAAUGAUAUUGCACAUAUUAGAGAGACCCAUGAUACUGGUGAUAUAUUUUCUUGCCCCACUCAGAAACUGGAUGCAAGUUUGACUGAAAAAAAUGAUUCUGUUCUGGCUGAUCAGCGGCCACCUGUUUACAAUAAAUACGAAAAGGAUAUAUUCUCAGCUGACACACAGGAUUUUCCACAGAAAACAGAAUCUGGGAGGAAACUGAACUCACUGAGUGAGUGUGACAAAAAGGCAGCAAAUUUACAGCUGUCUACAAAGGGAGGAAUGGAUGGUCAAGAUAAUUCUUUAUCUGGGGAAGAUGAGGAGGUUAUUAAAAUAUUUUCGAAAGACUUAGUCCACAAGGAAGUCCCAGAUUGUGAGUCAGAAAAACAUACAAGAAAUACUGCCAAGCAAGGUGAUGAAUCCAGUACUGCAGGCAUUCGUUUGAAAAAUAUUGUAAGUAGCACUACUGUAUGUAGAGAAGAAGAUGAAGGUUCACUGGAAGUGGAACUACAUCUGCCCCAAUCACAAGAAGUUUUAGCUGCGCUAAAGGAAUUAGAAAGUAAAGCAACUGUGAAAAUCACUUCUCAUGAUAGUAGUGGUAAUAUGGGAAACAAUUUUUCUAGUCCUGUAAUUCCAAGAAAAAGAAAAAGUAAAGCAGCUGGUGAAAGAAAACUUGAUACAAUUCAGGAGUCACGAGUAUCAGAAAAUAUUAUAUUUCUGUCUGAAACUCCAGUAUCUGCUUCCAAUAAUUUGGCACGUGACUUGGAAGCAAAUUCUAGUGGGAAAAGAAAAGUUAAGAGACAAUGGAAAGAUGAACAUAUAAAAGAGAGCCAUAACUUAGAUGCUAUUCAGUCUGCUGAUAUAGAUUCUUUGUCUGCUGAAGUGAGUGCACAAAAUAUUAAUAAUUUACCUGAUAGCAAAAACUCAGGAAGUAGAAGAUCAGUCAGAGAAAAGAAGAAAACGUGGAAGCUCACAGAAACAACUGACAAUACAUCCCCAGGACAUAAAAAGAUAGUAGAAAGUGCUGCUAAUGAAACAUCUCACCGAAGAACCUCUCAGAAUAAAUUCCUUGAUUCAGUACCUGAAAACAGUACAGGAAAAGCUCCAGGAAAAAGACAUUCUCAGCUUAAAAAAGCUGUUAUAACUGCGGAAUGUAACACUGUAUCUGACUUGGAAAUUAAAGGUAGUAGUAAGAAGCGUUCUCUUAAAAAUAUUGGUACAGAAGAUAGCAAGCCAUCUGUUCCAAACGACAACCAGCCAGAAAAGAAUUCUGAAGAGUCAAAUCAAGAACAAACAACAAAUUGUGAUAAAAAUGACAGUUACAGUUCAGUGUCAGUUGAUUUCCAACAAUCAGAAUCCAGAAGUGCUUCUAAGUUUAAGGAGCCAUUGGAAGAAAGCAAACAGGCAUCAGGACGCACAAGAAGAAGCAGAAUUACAUCUGUUAGUAAUAUAUCAGAGGAAAAUAGGUUUCAAAGAGGAGAUCUAUUGCAAAAUGUUAAAAAAUCACGUGCAACGCAAUUGGGAAAUCCAAUUAGUGAUAAACGAAAUAGCUCAGAUGAAAAUUCUCUAGAAGUUGAAAACAUUGGACCUAAAACUAGAAAAUCAAAACUUGAUAGUAGAGCAGAUAUAUCGGAAGGCAGUGUCAAAUCCAGAAACCACAAGCAGGUAACAAGCAAACGUGUUACAGGGAAAAUAAAUAGUAAUGAAGAUGAUGAAUCAUGUGUUAGACUAUUUGAUCAUCAAGAAGAAUCUCAGAAAAAUAGGGUACCAUUUCCAGAGAUUGGCGAAAAGGGGAGUACUGGCGUGGUUCCAGAGAAUGUUGAAGAAAAUUCAAGAGCGGAGAGGAGAACUUCCAAAAGGAAACAGGAUGAAAUAAGCUCACGUAGAAGUCAUAAUUCGAAACGUACAAGUCUAAGCUCUGUUAGCCCCAUUGACAACCAUAAUAUUCCCUUGGAUACAGAUGAAGUAAAAGAGGCUCAACCACCAAAGAAGAAACGAAAAGUGACUCAGUCUAGCGUAGAGGACAGUGAGUCACUGAAUAAAGACACGUUGGAAGAAAAUUGUUGUAGAAGUGAAGAACAUGCUGUUAAAAGUGUCAAGAUGCCUCGAGGUAGAAAGACAGGCACAGAACAAUUGAAAAGUGUUCCAGACAUUACAAAAACAGAUUCACCAAAAUCACGGGAGUACAAAAAUGUCCCAGCAACAACCAGGAAGCGAAGAACUGUUAGUGAGAAAACCCAUGCUGUCAAUGAAAAUGAACUUUCAAAUCCCAGUACUGGGCAGGAGAAAUUUGUUUCUGAACAUGGAAAAACAGCUAAGUGUGACAGCCCUGUUAAGAAGACAAAGACGUCACUACCUUUGUCAUCGAGUGAACAGGUGAAAUCUGCGCAACAUAAAGACCCCUCUGAUAACUCUGUGGAAAACAAUGAGAAGUCACCUAGAGCAUCUCAUCGUCUGUCAGCACGCCCUACAAAAACAACUCAUCAAGUUCUGUUUACGGGCCUGAAUGAUCCUAGGCUCCAGACUACAGUCCAGAAUCUAGGUGGGAAGAUAAUGGAGAAACCUGAAGAUUGUAAUGUCCUUGUGACUGAUAAAGUACGCCGAACUUACAAAUUUUUGUGUGUUAUGGGGCAAGGGAAACCAAUUGUGUCACCAGACUGGCUGCUCAAAUCACAGAAAAGUGGCAGAUUUUUAGAUCCUUGGGAAUUUCUUCUUAAUGAUAAAGAAAAUGAAACAAAGUUCAAAUUCAGUUUAAAGAAAUCAUUGCUGCAGUGUGGCAAAGCAAAGCUUCUCACCGGUUUUAAUGUGGCAGUCACACCAAGUGUGAAACCACCACCACAGGAAAUGAAAGGUAUAGUUGAAAGUUGUGGAGGUACAUUUAUAGAAGCCAUGAAGAAACUUCCAGCAAAUUCUUUCAUAGUAUCUUGCAGUGAAGACAAGCAUAUGUGGCCAAAAUUAAAGAAGCUUGGGUCACCUGUCGUUGGAGCUGAAACUUUACUCUUGGGAGUUUUGCAACAGAAGUUAAAUUUGAAUACUUACCUUCUCAUAUGAGCACUACUUGGUAACUUGUAUGUACACCUAUGUAUAUAUAAUAGUACUUUUUUAUUGUAUUUUCUCUGUACUCUUACUGAUGUGUUUGUUAACAAGUAAUGAUUUGAAUAUCAUAUGUGGGAUGUCAUUCAGUGCAGCUCGUUUUUAUAUUUUCUUAUAAGCUGACAAUGUUCAUUGUUAUGUACACAUAUUUUUAUGUGUAAAAUAGAAAUCUUUAUAGGAAUGCAAGUUUUCAUGGUGAUAUACAUUGAUAAAACUGUCUCAUGCUUCCAGUCACAUCAAGUUGUUUAGAUACCACAAGCUUUUGACCUAGUACUUCUCAGCCAUUGUCAAGUGGUUGCUAUAAGGAUGGCAGCAGCAGCCACAUGGCAUUAUGAUGCUGCAGGCUGUGAUGUCACUAGUGCCUAGUCCAGUGCCAUAUAACACAAUGUUUUGAUUGCAAGACAGCCACACCCGCUUCAACCUUCCUAUGGCUGGGUCCCAAGACUUGCUUAACUUCAAUCUCUAUUGAGGGUAUCUUAGAAAUUUUUUUCUCACUCGCGUCUUUUAUGAUGCCGUACCAGAAACCGUGUGUCUGUAUAAUGAUAAGACAAAUGGUUUCUGGUUCAGCCUCAUGAAAGAAGUGACUGAGAUAAAAAUGUCUGAAAACACCUCAAUAAAGAUGGUAGUCUGCAGUUAAGCUUAGCUUGGAAACAGACUGUUAGAAGACUGAAGUAUUUGUGGCAGUCUUGCAACUGAAACUUUACCUUAUACAGCACUGAAAUGGGCGCCAAUAACAUCACAGGCAGUAGUGCCACUAUAUCUGGAAGCUCGAUAGAAUUUUAUCAAUAGAAAGCUUUGUAAAUCAAGUAACAGAAGCAGCCACAAGGCAUGUUUAUGUACAUAUUUGCUUUUGUAGUGAGAUACAAAAACAUCACAUUUCUUUGAAAUCUUGUAGCUUCCCAUUUGUACAAUGAGAAAGAUAUAUUUUUGUAAUACAUAUUUAUCUUAUG
Schistocerca americana (American grasshopper) is the source of this 6461-nucleotide messenger RNA. RefSeq lists its product as uncharacterized. The record is from RefSeq and is a predicted model, not a curated record. The transcript is spliced from 11 exons. The coding region runs from base 97 to 5469 and encodes 1790 amino acids. Gene Ontology annotation, molecular function: protein binding. NCBI's taxonomy places the organism in Eukaryota, Metazoa, Arthropoda, Insecta, Orthoptera, Acrididae.